This is a messenger RNA of Gastrolobium bilobum, 1478 nucleotides long. Its product is annotated as DUF21 domain-containing protein At2g14520-like. Bases 1 to 1440 code for a protein of 479 amino acids. The record is from RefSeq and is a predicted model, not a curated record. Gene Ontology annotation, biological process: magnesium ion homeostasis. The transcript has 12 exons. Gene Ontology annotation, cellular component: intracellular membrane-bounded organelle. NCBI's taxonomy places the organism in Eukaryota, Viridiplantae, Streptophyta, Magnoliopsida, Fabales, Fabaceae.
AUGAGUUCAUACCUUGAGGAAAAAGCACCUUGUUGUGAAACUCACUUUUGGUUUUUACUAAUCAUGUGUUGGGUUUUUGUGUCAUUUGCUGCUAUCACAUCUGGUCUUGCUCUAGGACUCUUGUCCUUUAGCCAAGUUGAUCUUGAGGUUCUUGUUAAAGCUGGCCAACCUCAAAUCCAAAAAAAUGCAGCGAAGAUUAUGUCCGUUGUUAAGAAUGAGCAUUUACUUUUAUGCACCCUCCUCAUAGCUAAAUCAGUGGCAUUAGAGGGGGUUUCUGCUUUUAUGGAGAAAAUGUUCCCAGAAUGGGUUGCAGUAUUGAUAUCAGCUACACUUUUGGGUGUCGUCGCAGAGAUUAUUCCUCAAGCCUUGUGUUCUCGCUAUGGUUUAAGUGUUGGAGCAACAAUGUCUCCCUUUGUUCGAGUUCUUCUAGUGGUUUUCCUCCCAAUUGCAUAUCCAAUUAGUAAGAUGUUGGAUUGGGUUCUUGGCAAGGGGCAUACUGCACUUUUAGGACGAGCAGAACUGAAGACCUUAGUCAAUUUACAUGCCAAUGAGGCAGGGAAAGGUGGAGAGUUGUCACUCCAUGAAACUACAAUAAUUGCUGGAGCUUUGGACUUAACUCAGAAGACUGCUAAAGAUGCUAUGACACCUAUAAGUGAAACGUUUUCUCUUGACAUAAACUCCAAACUUGACAUGCAUACAAUGGGCUUGAUAAUGGGCAAAGGUCACAGCCGUAUACCAAUCUAUUCUGGAAAACAAACAAAUAUUGUCGGUCUUAUCUUGGUCAAGAAUUUAAUCUUUUGCCGACCUGAAGAUGAAACACCAAUUAAGUAUCUGACUAUCAGGAGGGUUCCUAGAGUAGGUGAAAAUUGGCCACUGUAUGAUAUCCUGAAUCAAUUCAAGAAGGGUCAAAGCCACAUGGCUGUUGUCCUCAAGUGUGAAGAGAACAUCAGAACUACCACAACUGAUGCAGAAGGCAAAAUUCCCAGACUUCGUUCUUCAUUUGAACCAAGAGAUUAUAUUAGCAUCUCAACUGAUGCAUCAAAUCGGAAUUCACAAGAAACAGAAUAUUAUAGUGCAACUCUGAAGAGUGUCAUGCAUCAAGUGGUUGAGUCAGAUCCACCACAUAAAAGAUCAGAACAACAUGAUACAAGUACAUCAUUUGAGAAUUUGGAGUCUCUUCCAACGGAUGAGGAAGUGAUUGGGAUUAUAACAUUGGAAGAUGUUAUGGAAGAGCUACUUCAGGAAGAUAUAUUGGAUGAAACUGAUCAAUAUGUUGAUGUUCAUCAAAAUAUCACAAUCAAACUGCAACAUUCAAGAAGAGUGUCAUCAGGGUCCUCAAGAAGGCCUUCAACUUCUCGUCAACAAUGGAGAAAUUCAGACGCAUCUAGAGUUUGCUUUUGGACUCCUACAUAUAUUUCACCCAUUUCUCCAUCUAACUAGAGCUAAAGAAUCAGCUCCCAAGCUUCCCCUGAAGAAUU